AACAGGCCGUUAAUGGAUUAAAGAGAGGCCCAAAUCUUGAAGGAAAAACUGAGAAUUCUCUUUUCCCUCUGCCCUAAUUUUCCGAUCAGAGAAAAACCUACCCUUUAAGAUAAAAAAAUUGACAAAUUGAAGAGAGAUCAUGGAUACCGUAUUUAGAGAGAAGCUCGAAAAAGAACACAGAGAGAGCAAGGAAACUGGGAAGGUGAAACUCGAACGAGAGAAGAAAGACAAGGAGGCUGCUGAAAGGCAACGCCAAGCCGUUGAAGCUUCUCAAAGAGCGAAAAGGCUUGAAGCCAUUGAAUCCCAGAUGAUGAAGGUUGAGCCUGCUGAAAGGCAAAGAGAAGCCGUUGAAUUCUUUCAAAGAGCCAGAAGGAUGAGGAUAACCUUGGUGAAGAAAAAGAAGAAGAAGAUGACAUACGUAGAGUAGGUGGAGAUUUUAUUAUAAAAGCCAUAAUACCUCCAUGGAUGAUGAAGACGAAUAUGCCGCAAAGGGUAGCACUAGAGGGAGAUGACAAUGUUUUUGAAUGGGAUGAUGAUGAUGAAGAAGGUGCUAAGUUGGAAAUAGGAGACGCUCCUGGUACAGCAGGAAACUGUAAAAGGUUUAUUUGGAAUGUGAGACCAGACAAAGAGAAGAAGAAGAAGAAGAUGACAACGGCUGAUGGGAAGAAUACUGAAAGCUAAUGGAUUAACCAUUGAUCAUAUAGAAUAACGAUGGAUAUGUGGUUUCAGUGCGAUUAAGUUAUGGUUAUGUCAAGUGCGCUUCACUUUUAAUUUGUUUGGUCUCUGUGUCUUUCCAUUGUGUUUAUGCAGCAAGACACUGUCUUUUAUAAGAUAAUUUUUGGGAUUCUCAUCA
Molecule: messenger RNA, 853 nt
Organism: Brassica napus (rape)
Lineage: Eukaryota; Viridiplantae; Streptophyta; Magnoliopsida; Brassicales; Brassicaceae
Product: protein enabled homolog
Exons: 4
Coding region: 140-427 (95 amino acids)
Source: RefSeq, a predicted model, not a curated record